Phalaenopsis equestris is the source of this 1012-nucleotide messenger RNA. RefSeq names its product dnaJ homolog subfamily B member 1-like. The record is from RefSeq and is a predicted model, not a curated record. NCBI's taxonomy places the organism in Eukaryota, Viridiplantae, Streptophyta, Magnoliopsida, Asparagales, Orchidaceae. The transcript has 3 exons. Gene Ontology annotation, molecular function: protein-folding chaperone binding. Bases 2 to 991 code for a protein of 329 amino acids. Gene Ontology annotation, cellular component: cytosol.
CAUGGGUAUGGACUACUACAACAUUCUGAAGGUGAAUAGGAACGCUACCAAUGAAGACUUUAGGAAAGCUUAUCGAAGAUUGGCGAUGAUUUGGCAUCCCGAUAAACACCGAGAUGAUAAACAGGUUGCUGAAGUGAAGUUCAAGGAGAUCUCUGAGGCCUAUGAUGUUUUAAGUGAUCCGAAAAAGAGAGCAAUAUAUGAUGAAUAUGGAGAAGAAGGCUUGAAGGGGAAUGCACCUUCUCGUUCUCAAAGAACAACUUCAUACCGCGCCGGUUCAAGUGGUCAGAAUAUUUUUCCAUUCAAUUCUAGGACUGCAGAGGAAAUUUUUGCUGAGGCCUUUCAGAAAGAUUUUGAUUUGGCAUACAUGCCACGGCCAAAGCCCACGAGGUUUCGAGCAGAAGCUACAAACAGUCAGGGUGUCAAUGUUGAAGCUGCAAACAUGGCUCAGAAAGCACCAGCAAUUGAGAGAAAACUUGCAUGCAGUCUUGAAGAACUCUACAAAGGAUCUACAAGAAAAAUCAAGAUAUCUAGGAACGUCAUAACGUCUCAUGGAGAAUCUGUGGCUCGAUCAGAGAUGCUUGUGAUUGACGUGAAGCCUGGAUGGAAGAAGGGAACUAAGAUCACAUUCCCAAAAAUGGGAGAUGAGGAAGCCAACAUGAUUCCAGCAGAUAUAGUCUUUGAGAUUGAUGAGAAUCCACAUGCUAUGUACAAGAGGGUUGGCAAUGAUCUCGUUGUUCUCCAGAACUUAUCGCUCGCAGACGCCAUUGGAGGAACCACGUUCAAGCUCCGUACCCUUGACGAGCGUGACCUCACCAUUCAGCUCGCCAACAUAGUUAGCCCAGGCUACGAGCUUCUGAUUGCCAAUGAAGGGAUGCCGAUUGCCCGGGAGCCAGGGAGUAAGGGCCAUCUGAGGAUCAAGUUUGAUGUUAUUUUCCCUUCUACUUUGACAGAACAGCAGCGCACAGGCAUCAGGAACAUUUUAGAGUGCUGAGCUUGGGGACAUCCUAAACUA